AUGUUACUAUUAGAUGGGAAGUGUAGACGAGGAAUCCAAACAAUAAAUGUUAAUACUGAGGACAACAACCCAGGGCACCGUUGUCUGCAUGAAAAACUGAGUUCACAACCCAGCCUGAUAGCAGAAUCCUUUCCUCUUCUUCCUUGUGAUCUCUGGGUGAAAGCUGCUCUUUCUCACGCAGUAAUACUGAUAGUGAAUCAGAAACAGCUGAGAUUGAAAAUAAUUUCCAGAGAGCAACUCCAGAGACUGACCAGGGAGACAAUUCGUCCCACUUGUCUGGAUUUCUUCACCGAUCCGGUAAUACUGGAGUGUGGACACAGCUUCUGCCGUUCCUGUAUUACCCAGAGUUGGGAAAGGAAGGAGUCAAACUGCCCGGCAUGUCGACAGGAGUUUCCAGAAAGAAACCGCAGCGGAAAAAGGAUCAUAAAGAAGCUAGCCGAGGUGUCUGGAAAAUUAAAGCUGGAUUCAAAAGAGAAGGAAAGUAAACUGCAUCGUGAAAAGCAUCAGAGAGAAUUAAAGCUGUUUUGUAAAACCGACAAGAAAUUGAUCUGUGUCAUUUGUAAAGACUGUGCCUCACACUUCGAGACCAGAUUUUUACCUGGAAAUGGUGAAGUCAAGAUGUACGAAAAGAAAGUGAAAUAUUCCUUAGAUUCUGUCACAGUGAAGAAAUCGGCUGUUCUAAAAACGAAAGGGAAGCAGAAACGGAAGAUUUCCGAAGUGAGGGUGAGGAACAUUCUGCAGACCCACAUCACAUCCGAGUUCACUAAAAUGCACCAGAUUCUCGCUGAGAAAGAGCAGUGUUUACUCAGAGAUCUCAGGGAAGAAGAGGAGAGGGUUAUGGAACCAAUGGAGAAGAACCUUCGAGAGAUUCAGGAGAAUUUAAAUUCUAUUGAGGAGAAACUCUCAAAUUUGCAGAAACAGAUGGAACAAAAAGAUGAGUUAAUAUUUCUCAAGGACGCAGCUUGUCAGAAGAGAAGGAUUAGUGUGGAUGUUAACAGACUCUCAGCUGCUGAUGCCUCUCUGUCUCUGGGACAGUUCGCUGGCCCUUUACAAUACACAGUCUGGAGAGAAAUGGUACACACCAUUCACCCAGCUCCAGCCUCUCUGACUCUGGAUUCGAACACAGCGCAUCCCCGGCUCAUCCUGUCUGAGGACCGGACCAGUGUGAGACUCGGAGACAAACCGCAGCCGCUCCCUGACUCCCUGGAGAGAUUUGAUCCCUGUCUCAGUGUCCUGGGAUCAGAGGGAUUCACAUCAGGGGGACAUUACCGGGAGGUGGAGGUGGGGGAGAAGACCUGGUGGAUUCUGGGAGUGGCCCGGGAGUCUGUGAAGAGGAAAGGGAAUAUCCACCCGGCGGAGGAGACCGGAUUCUGGAUUGUGGGGCUGUUUCCCGGAAAAGGUUAUUUAGCCUCCACCUCCCCGUCAUUGACCCCCUUCUCCCCGAGUGUGAAUCCCCGGAAGAUCGGGGUUUUCCUGGACUAUGAAGGUGGACAGGUGUCAUGUUACAAUGCGGACACCAUGUCCCACCUCCACACUUUCACCCACACUUUCACUGAGAGGAUCUUUCCCUACUUCAGUCCAGGACGGAAUGUUGCUGGGUAAAGCUCCGCCCCGCUGACAAUCUGUGGGAUUAAGGGCACUGAUAGAUCCAUCCCAUAA
Molecule: messenger RNA, 1659 nt
Organism: Rhincodon typus (whale shark)
Lineage: Eukaryota; Metazoa; Chordata; Chondrichthyes; Orectolobiformes; Rhincodontidae
Product: zinc-binding protein A33-like
Exons: 12
Molecular function (GO): protein binding
Source: RefSeq, a predicted model, not a curated record